Messenger RNA from Fonsecaea erecta, 534 nucleotides. RefSeq lists its product as hypothetical. The record is from RefSeq and is a predicted model, not a curated record. NCBI's taxonomy places the organism in Eukaryota, Fungi, Ascomycota, Eurotiomycetes, Chaetothyriales, Herpotrichiellaceae. The coding region runs from base 1 to 534 and encodes 177 amino acids. The transcript has 4 exons.
AUGGCGUCGACUCUGUUCACCGUUGGCCCUUACAUGGACAUGCUGUUGGAUGGAAUGUUAAUGCCAUCAGAAGAACUCGCCGAUGGCACAUUGGUAUGGGAGAAUCCGUCCGAGGACGGCAAGAUCCCCCUCAUGGCUCUCCACGAUGUUGGCGUCUUCGUGAAGUGGAUCUUUGACCACCCAGAGCGUUCCACGGGAGUCAACCUCGAAAUGGCCACCGACCAGGUCUCUUGGUCGGAUAUCACAGCGACCUUUGAGCGUGUGACGGGACGCAAGGGAAUCCACCGCAAGCUGUCCUUCGAGGAGUGGGGCCCUAAGAAGGAACCGUACCCCAAUGCCCCUGCCAACUGGGCGAAUACCGAUGGAACACCGGCCACGAUGACAUGGCUUCAGAACUUCACGGCGUGGUGGAAGUUUUGGGGUGGAGGGCUGGGAGCGACUCGGGACAUGAAGUUGAUGGACGAAAUUUACCCUGGUAGGAUCAAGACACUGGAGGAAUGGAUGCGGAAAGUUAACUACCAGGGUGCAGGAUGA